This is a messenger RNA of Monopterus albus (swamp eel), 1887 nucleotides long. Its product is annotated as F-box/LRR-repeat protein 3-like. The record is from RefSeq and is a predicted model, not a curated record. Gene Ontology annotation, cellular component: mitochondrion. Bases 684 to 1355 code for a protein of 223 amino acids. The transcript has 5 exons. Lineage: Eukaryota; Metazoa; Chordata; Actinopteri; Synbranchiformes; Synbranchidae.
GGGGAGGAGUUCAAAGAGUUUGUAUCCAGGGUGUGAGGGGUCUGCAGUGAUCCUCUCUGCCCUCUUUCUGACCCGUAAGGUGUACGGAUCUUCCAUGGAGGGCAGGCUGGCACCGAUGAUUAUAUCUGCAGUUCUGACUGUCUGCUGGAGUCUGUUCCUGUCCUGUUGCCGAGCCAAACCAGACAGAGAUGGAAGUGCAGAGAACAGACCCGAUGAUUCCCUGUAGAAUUGAAUCAGCAGCUCCUGAGGCAGGUUGUUUUCCAAAUUCAGGUGUGCCGAGGCUGGAAUCAGGCUUUUCACAUGCCAGAGCUGUGGCGCUGCUUUGAGUUCGAGUUGAAUCAGCCAGCCAGCUCAUACCUGAAGACCACACACCCGGACCUCAUCAAACAGAUCAUCAAAAGGCACUCCAACCACCUGCAAUAAGUCAGCUUCAAGGUGGACAGCAGCAGAGAGUCUGCAGAGGCCGCGUGCGACAUCCUCUCUCAGCUCGUUAACUGUUCUUUAAAAACACUGGGACUUAUCUCCACAGCUAGGCCCAGCUUCAUGGAACUGCCCAAGCACUGACAGUGGUUUUUGUCAACUCCAAAUCGCUGUCCUCCCUGAAGAUCGAUGACACACCCGUGGAUGACCCCUCCCUCAAAGUCCUGGUGGCCAACAACAGUGACACACUCAAACUGCUGAAAAUGAGCAGUUGCCCUCAUGUUUCACCAGCAGGCAUCCUGUGUGUGGCUGAUCAGUGCCAUGGCCUGAGAGAACUGGCUCUCAACUAUCAUUUGUUGAGCGAUGAACUUCUCAUCGCCCUCUCCUCAGAGAAGCACGUUCACCUUGAGCACCUUCGCAUCGACGUGGUUAGUGAGAAUCCUGGCCAACAGUUCCACACCAUCAAGAAGAGCAGCUGGGACGCUAUGGUGCGUCACUCUCCUAAAUUUAAUCUGGUUAUGUAUUUCUUUCUCUAUGAGGACGAGUUUGGCCCUUUCUUCCACUAUGAAAUUCCUGUUACACAUUUGUACUUUGGACGCUCUGUCAGUAAAGACGUGCUGGGCCAUGCUGGGCUCACCUGCCCGCGUCUGGUCGAACUGGUGGUGUGUGCCAAUGGGCUACGGCCGCUGGAUGAAGAGCUGAUCUGCAUCGCCCGGCGGUGCACACAGCUGUCGGCUGUCGGCUUGGGAGAGUGUGAAGUGUCUUGCAGCGCCUUUGUGGAGUUUGUCAAGAUGUGUGGAGACAGAUUGACACAGCUAUCCAUCAUGGAGGAAGUACUGGUUCCAGAUCACCACUAUGGGCUAGAUGAUAUACACUGGGAGGUGUCAAAAUAUUUGGGUCGUGUCUGGUUCCCAGAUAUGAUGCCUACCUGGUAGAGCUCUGGAAGAAGGUGUUGGUUUGUAUGAGUGUAUGUGUCUGUGUGUCCUAAUCUUUCUCCUGAUUUUGGAGAAAGGCCCUUUCCCAGUCACCAUAUGUACCUUUUUUCUCCCUGAAUACAUUUGCAAAUUACAUCUUUAUAUUUGGAUUUGAUGAAAAAUUACUUGCAUUUAACCUUGAUUUCAGCUCAACCAUAAUGUUCAAUGUAUGUAAUGUUUAUAUUUAUAUGUAUAUUCAUCCCUAAAUACACUCAUAUUUACAGUAGUACCAGUUCCCUGAACCCUUUAUCAUGGACUGUGAAACCAUGCAGAUUGAUUGUGUAGUAUUGUAGGAGUAUGCAGGGAUGAAACUCCAAUAGGAAUGUUUGGGAAUAAAUGGAAAAUAUAGGUGGUGUUUUCUAGUGGUCUUCCUAGGUUCUAAUUACUGUAUUAUGUGCAGACAGUCAUAAUAUUUUGCCAUAUCAUGAGUGAACAGAGCAGAUGUGACCGGAGCAGGAGCUUGGUUCGCAUUGCUGGCAGUAAGUCAGACUUG